Molecule: messenger RNA, 972 nt
Organism: Emericellopsis cladophorae
Lineage: Eukaryota; Fungi; Ascomycota; Sordariomycetes; Hypocreales; Bionectriaceae
Product: Protein YOP1
Exons: 2
Coding region: 1-972 (323 amino acids)
Source: RefSeq, a predicted model, not a curated record
AUGUUCGACCUCUUCGCCAUGCUCCUCUCCUCCGUCGCCUCUUUCCUCUUCCCCAUCUUCGCCUCGUACAAGGCCCUCAAGACGUCGGAUCCCGCCCAGCUGACCCCAUGGCUCAUGUACUGGGUCGUCUUCUCCGUCGCCCUGCUCGUCGAGUCGUGGCUCCUCCCCGUCCUCUCCUGGGUGCCCUUCUACGGCUACGCCAGGCUGCUCUUCCUGCUCUACCUCAUCCUCCCCCAGACGCAGGGCGCGCGCAUCAUCUACGAGGAGCACGUCCACCCGUUCCUCCAGGACAAUGAGGCCAGCAUUGACGACUUUAUCGCGUCCGCCCACGAGAGGCUCAAGACGGCCGGCCUCUCCUAUCUGAAGCAGGCCAUCGAACUGAUCAAGACAAAUGUCCUGGGCCUGCCACCGUCCCGAGAGCCCCCCGCACCACCUCAAACCGAGGCCACGUCCCCGCAAGGCUACACACAGUCUCUGCUCGCUCGGUUCAGCGUGCCCGCCGCCAAAUGGACCGGGUCGGCCAACGCGGGCGCCGAUGUGUACAACCUCCUGGCGAGUGCCGUGGCCGCCGCGGUCACGGCAGCCGGUCACUCCCGUGGCGCCGAGAACAGCAUCAUCCCACCCAACAUGCAGUCCUCCGGCGAGAAGAUAACCUUUAUCGCCGCGCAGAGGGAGAAGCUCGCCACGCUCCUGUCAGCGCUGGACGCGGAAGCGCAGCAGCUGCAGACAGCCGACGCCCAAGCGCACCUCGACGCUGCCGACGAGGACGGCGAGCCGACGCAGCGACCACCCAGCGGGCUGAGCGCCCUGAGCAAGAGCCGCAGCGAGACGGACUUUGAGAAGAUCGAGGCGGACAGCGAGGACGAGGCCUCUCUGCGCCGGCGACAGAACACGCCCGGCGGAGGCGGCUGGAUGCCUUGGAGCUGGGGCGCGGCCCAAGAUCCGGCAAAGAGCUCGGGAGUCGAUCGGUAG